Molecule: messenger RNA, 3495 nt
Organism: Rhodamnia argentea
Lineage: Eukaryota; Viridiplantae; Streptophyta; Magnoliopsida; Myrtales; Myrtaceae
Product: probable UDP-N-acetylglucosamine--peptide N-acetylglucosaminyltransferase SPINDLY
Exons: 18
Coding region: 311-3073 (920 amino acids)
Molecular function (GO): protein binding
Source: RefSeq, a predicted model, not a curated record
CUCGCGGCGGGUUGGUUUUGAAUCGAGCCACUGCGAGUGUCGGAGAGAGAGACGCGUAAAACCCUCAAACCCCUCCGAAACUACUGCUUCUUCUUCUUCCUCCUCUCCUUCUUCGUUGUCGUCGUCUUCGUCGUGCCCUCCUCUCGGUGAAGGGCCUGGUUGGCUAGGCUUGCUGAAGUUGCCAGUCGCCUUUUGAUCGCGAACCGUCGUCGCGUGUCUCCGGACCAGGGGAGCUGCGUCGUGUUCUAGUCCGCGUUCGAACUUCGUUUUGCUGAAUGUGAGGAAAGGCAAACACAAAGUUGUAUGAUAGAUGGCGUGGACAGAAAAGGAUGCUGGUAAUGGGGGUGGAAAGGAUCUAAUUGCUGAAAAUGGUUUCAUGAAAGCAUCGGGGUCUUCUCCUGCUGCUGACACAACUGUUUCUGGUGCUUCACCGAAGAAGAUAUUCGAGGGGAAGGAUGCCCUCUCUUAUGCCAACAUACUACGAAGCAGGAACAAGUUUGCGGAUGCUCUGGCAUUGUAUGAGAGUAUCUUGGAAAAAGACAGCGCAAAUGUCGAGGCUUACAUUGGCAAAGGCAUAUGCCUGCAGAUGCAGAAUAUGGGGAGGCUCGCUUUUGAUAGCUUUGCAGAAGCCAUAAGGUUGGAUCAGCAGAAUGCUUGUGCCCUGACCCACUGUGGCAUACUGUACAAGGACGAGGGCCGCCUCAUGGAGGCUGCCGAGUCAUAUCAAAAGGCUCUCAAAGCGGAUCCUUCAUACAAGCCUGCUGCAGAGUGCUUAGCUAUUGUGCUAACAGACAUUGGGACCAGCUUAAAGCUUGGUGGUAACACCCAGGAAGGGAUUCAGAAGUAUUAUGAAGCACUUAAAAUUGAUCCCCACUAUGCUCCCGCGUAUUACAACCUCGGUGUUGUCUACUCUGAAAUGAUGCAAUAUGACACAGCCCUUAAUUGUUAUGAGAAGGCUGCUCUGGAGAGGCCUUUGUAUGCAGAAGCUUAUUGCAACAUGGGGGUCAUAUACAAGAACCGUGGUGACUUGGAGUCAGCUAUUGCCUGCUAUGAGAGAUGUCUUGCUGUGUCUCCAAACUUUGAGAUUGCAAAAAACAACAUGGCAAUUGCUUUGACAGAUUUAGGAACGAAGGUAAAAUUGGAAGGAGACAUAAACCAAGGUGUGGCAUAUUACAAAAAGGCUUUGUACUAUAAUUGGCACUAUGCGGAUGCCAUGUAUAAUCUUGGUGUUGCUUAUGGUGAAAUGCUGAAGUUUGAUAUGGCGAUUGUGUUCUAUGAACUUGCUUUCCAUUUUAACCCACAUUGCGCUGAGGCAUGCAACAAUUUGGGAGUAAUCUACAAAGAUCGUGACAAUCUUGAUAAAGCCGUGGAAUGUUACCAGUUAGCUUUAUCAAUCAAACCUAAUUUUUCUCAGUCAUUAAACAAUCUGGGUGUUGUAUACACGGUUCAGGGUAAAAUGGAUGCAGCUGCUAGCAUGAUUGAAAAAGCUAUUAUUGCUAAUCCAACAUAUGCUGAGGCAUACAAUAACUUAGGGGUUCUUUAUCGAGAUGCUGGCAGUAUAACAAUGGCAAUUAAUGCCUAUGAGCAAUGCCUCAAAAUAGAUCCUGAUUCUCGGAAUGCUGGCCAGAAUCGGCUUCUUGCUAUGAACUACAUAAACGAGGGGCAUGAUGACAAACUUUUUGAGGCUCACAGGGACUGGGGUAGACGCUUUAUGAGGUUGUAUCCACAGUACACUUCAUGGGAGAACACGAAAGAUCCAGACAGACCUCUUGUGAUUGGAUAUGUGUCUCCUGACUACUUUACACAUUCAGUGUCAUAUUUUGUUGAAGCGCCUCUUUCAUAUCACGAUUAUUCAAAUUACAAUGUGGUGGUUUAUUCCGCAGUUGUGAAGGCAGAUGCAAAAACUUUCAGGUUCAGGGAUAAAGUAUUGAAAAAUGGUGGGAUAUGGAGAGAUAUAUAUGGAAUUGAUGAAAAGAAGGUUGCCAGCAUGAUCAGGGAAGAUAAAGUUGAUAUCUUAGUUGAACUCACUGGUCAUACUGCCAAUAACAAGCUGGGAAUGAUGGCUUGCCGACCUGCUCCAGUUCAGGUAACUUGGAUUGGCUAUCCAAAUACAACUGGUUUGCCUACUGUAGACUACAGAAUUACCGACUCCCUUGCAGAUCCUCCUGAUACAAAGCAGAAGCACGUUGAAGAGCUGAUCCGGUUACCAGAGUGCUUCCUUUGUUAUACACCUUCCCCUGAGGCUGGGCCUGUUUGUCCGACUCCUGCGCUUUCAAAUGGCUUUGUAACAUUUGGUAGCUUCAAUAACUUGGCAAAGAUAACUCCUAAAGUGCUGCAAGUUUGGGCAAGAAUACUUUGUGCAGUUCCAAACUCUCGUCUGGUGGUAAAGUGUAAACCUUUCUGUUGUGAUAGUGUAAGGCAGAGAUUCCUCACAACUUUGGAGCAGCUGGGAUUGGAACCUUUACGUGUUGAUUUACUUCCUCUAAUUCUUCUUAACCAUGAUCAUAUGCAAGCAUAUUCUCUCAUGGAUAUCAGCUUGGAUACUUUUCCUUAUGCUGGAACUACUACAACAUGUGAAUCAUUAUACAUGGGGGUCCCAUGCAUUGCAAUGGCCGGUUCAGUUCAUGCUCACAAUGUUGGUGUGAGUCUCCUGACAAAAGUUGGACUAGGACAUCUGAUCGCCAAAAAUGAAGAUGAAUAUGUUGAGUUGGCUCUGCAACUGGCAUCCGAUGUUAAUGCUCUCUCAAAGUUGAGAAUGAGUCUCCGGGAACUGAUGUCCAAGUCUCCUGUAUGUGAUGGGCCAAAAUUUGUCUCCGGUUUGGAAUCAACAUACAGAAGUAUGUGGCAUAGGUACUGUAAAGGUGAUGUACCGGCCUUGAGGAAUUUGGAAAUGCUUCAACAACAUGCAGCUUCCGAACCUUUGAGUGCGCCUGCUACAAACAUCUCAGUUUCACUGGAAAUCCCUCCUGAGUCAACCAAAGUGAAUGGAUUUGCACAGGUGGCACCUGUUCUGACUCUAUCCUCUAGUGAAGAAAAUGGUCAGGCGAAUGAAGCAGCCAAAAAUGGGAAAUGAGGUGUAUAGUGGAUUUUUGUGCUUGCUGGGGAAUCCGGGUUAUAACUUGAAAGGCCACUUUGAACAAAUAUGCAUUCUUAGAAGUGUCAGUGUAUGCUUAUUGGGCUUCCGCGGGUUGAGCCUCGCAGCGAUCCUUGAAAAGAAUUGCAUUGUUUGGGAAAUCCUGAUAUCCACGCAAGUGGACAACGAGAAAGCGAUUUGAAGAGGUUUAUAGGUCGUCGAACCCCCCGAAAGAGAUUAUAGUGAUGGGCUGUAAAGUACAACUUGUUCUAGUUGCAUAGUUAUUAUUCAAUUUUUCUUCUUUUGCCUUUUCGGGUAUGGGAUGGUGGGGGGUUGGUCUUGGUCAUGGUUGUAUCCUCAGUUACAUAGAUCUGAUGGUAACUUCUCUCGAUCUUCUGAUAGAAAAAAUUAGAUUUUAGCCA